Thelazia callipaeda (thelaziosis nematode) is the source of this 173-nucleotide messenger RNA. NCBI's taxonomy places the organism in Eukaryota, Metazoa, Nematoda, Chromadorea, Rhabditida, Thelaziidae. The record is from the annotation of a GenBank genome assembly.
AUGCGACUCAUAUCCAUCAGGUGGUGGACUUUUCGGUGGCUCCAGUUGCAGCUGUUCAUCAGGAUACGGUGGACUAUUUGGCAACAAAUGAUUUACAGGUUUGUUUUAUUUUUAUUAGAUACUGUAAAACGAAAUGACAUAAAAUUGCAAAAUUUAAAACACAAAAUAUAGCU